AUGCCGCCAAAGAAGAAGGGCAAUAAGAAAGCCCAGGACGACUGGGAAGCCGAUCUGGGUGAAACCAUCGCACCCCACGCCAACGAGCCGAAUGACGCUGCUGCUGACGCCAAUGUCGAUGCUGAUGCCAACGGUGAUGAUGCCACCGGUGGAGGUGGUUUGAUGGCCAUGCUACGAAAGAACAAGGAGAAGCGAAAGAAGAAGGGCCUGGCAGAUGACGACUUUGUUCAAGGCGAAGACGCCCCCGGUGCCGGCCCGGCGGAGCUGAACACCAAGGCACCACAAGAGGCUACCUUGGAGGAUGAGUUUGCGUUGCCUGAAAAGAAAGGUAAAGCAGCCAAGGGAAAGCCAGCGGCCAAAAAGGGCGAGCCCGCAGAUGAGGAUGAUGAUGAUGAUGUCAACGGUGGCAGAAUUCUCACCAAAGCCGAAAAGGAAAAGUUGAAAAAGGAGCGUGAGAAGCAGCGUAAGAAGGAACAAGCCGCUAAGAAGAAGACCACUGCUCCAGCAAAGGCUGCAGAACCAAGCAAACCAGCAGCUCCCCCCAAAGAUGCCACCGCCGCCCCAGCUAGCCUGGCACCUGCCGCUGGUACGGAGGCGGGAGGGAAAAAGAAGAAGAUUCCUGCACAUCUCGCCAUGCUCCAGAAGCAGCAGGAAGAGCUCAGAAAGAGGAGAGAGGAAGAAGAGCGUAUGCAAGCCGAAGCCAAGGCCCGUGCUGAGGAGGAAGAAAGACUUGCCGAGGAGGAGAUCAAGCGUAGAGAGGAAGCAAAGGCUCUCAAGAAACAAAAAGAAAAGGAGAGAAUCGAGCAGCUGAAGAAGGAGGGCAAAUUCCUUACUAAGGCUCAGAAAGAAGAAAAGGCCCGAAAUGAGCGUAAACUCCAGCAAAUGUUGGCUGCAGGCAUCAAGGUCGGGCCACAAGAGUCAUCUGACGAGCCCAAGAAGAAGGUGGUUUAUGAUAACAAGAAGAAGAAGCCCAGAAACGAGAAAGUCGAUGAGGACGCAGCCCUUGCGGAAGCUGCGGAGAGAGCUCGGCUGCAAGCCGAGAAGGCGCUCAAAGAAGCCGAGGAGAAGGCCGCUCUCGAGAAGGCAGAGGCAGAGGCCAAGGCUGCCGCAGAGAAGGCUACCGCGGAGAGUGAUAUUGAGGAUGACUGGGAAGCCGCCGCUGCCUCAGAAGACGAUGUCAAGGAUAAUUGGGAUGCGGAUUCCGAGGAAGAAGAACAUUCAGCUGCUACCAAGACAAACGGUAAAGGCGACGUCAAGCCCGAUGUGGAGAAGGAUGAAGAAAGGGACGACGACGAUGACGACGAGGACGAUGAUGAUGAUCAGUCCGAAUCGGAAGACGAAGAACUCUCAGCUGCCCAACAAGCGGAAAUGCAGCGCAAGAAGGAGGCUGCUGAGAGAAGGGAAAAAGCCCAUCAAGCUGCCUUGGCAGCCCGAUCCAAGGACAACCUGCGGUCUCCUAUUUGCUGUAUUCUCGGACAUGUCGAUACCGGAAAAACCAAAUUGCUCGAUAAAAUACGUCAAACCAAUGUCCAGGAAGGCGAGGCUGGUGGCAUUACCCAGCAGAUUGGUGCUACAUACUUUCCCGUCGAUGCUAUCAAGCAGAAGACUGCCGUAGUCAACCAGAACAACGAGUUUGAAUUCAAGGUACCCGGUCUGCUCGUCAUUGACACGCCUGGUCACGAGUCCUUCUCCAACUUGCGGUCCCGUGGUUCAUCUCUUUGCAAUAUUGCCAUCCUAGUAGUGGAUAUUAUGCACGGUUUAGAGCCUCAAACUCUUGAGUCUAUGCGCCUCCUUCGAGACCGUAAAACUCCAUUCAUUGUUGCCCUCAACAAGAUUGACAGACUUUACGGGUGGAAGAAAGUUGAUAAUAACGGUUUCCGCGAGAGUCUGGCUUUGCAAAAUAAGGCCGUCCACAAUGAAUUCAAGAAGCGAUUGGACGAGACCAAACUUGCGUUUGCUGAGCAAGGAUUCAAUUCUGAACUCUUUUACGAGAACAAGUCCAUGUCCAAGUUUGUAUCUCUGGUACCUACGUCUGCUCACACCGGAGAAGGUAUUCCUGACAUGCUCAAAUUGAUCGUUCAGCUCACUCAAGAGCGCAUGGUUGGCUCGCUUAUGUAUCUUUCCGAGGUCCAAGCUACUGUUCUCGAAGUCAAGGCUAUCGAGGGUUUUGGUAUGACCAUCGAUGUGAUUUUAUCAAAUGGUAUUCUUCGGGAAGGCGACCGAAUAGUAUUGUGUGGCACGGAAGGUGCUAUCAAAACAAAUAUCAGAGCCUUGCUAACACCAGCACCCCUGCGUGAGCUGCGCCUGAAGUCACAGUACGUGCACAAUAAGGAAGUUAAGGCUGCGUUGGGUGUCAAGAUCAGUGCCCCUGGCCUUGAAGGCGCCAUUGCUGGCUCUCGACUAAUGGUUGUCGGCCCUGAUGAUGACGAAGAAGAUAUUGAAGACGAAGUAGUGGCAGACCUGGCAAGCCUGCUCAGCAGAGUUGAAAAGACUGGUCGAGGGGUCAGUGUCCAGGCAUCUACCCUUGGUUCCCUGGAAGCCUUGCUGGACUUCCUGAAGGACUGUAAGAUCCCUGUUGCAAAUGUUGGAAUCGGUCCCGUUUAUAAACGAGAUGUCAUGCAGUGCGGUAUCAUGCUGGAAAAGGCUCCAGAUUAUGCUGUCAUGCUUUGCUUUGAUGUCAAGGUAGACAAGGAAGCACAAGUGUAUGCUGAAGAACAAGGCAUAAAGAUCUUUACUGCUGAUAUCAUCUACCACUUGUUUGACUCGUUUACCAAGCACAUGGACGAAAUGUUGGAGAAGAAGAAGGAAGAAUCCAAGAUGCUGGCGGUUUUCCCUUGUGUCCUCAAGCCUGUCGCUGUGUUCAACAAGACCAGCCCCAUUGUCAUAGGUGUUGAUGUUGUCGAAGGUCAGCUCAAGAUUAACACGCCAAUUGCCGCUGUCAAGACGAAUUCAGUCACCGGCGCCAAGGAGAUCAUCAAUCUUGGUAGAGUGUGA
Molecule: messenger RNA, 2994 nt
Organism: Metarhizium acridum CQMa 102
Lineage: Eukaryota; Fungi; Ascomycota; Sordariomycetes; Hypocreales; Clavicipitaceae
Product: eukaryotic translation initiation factor 5B
Biological process (GO): translational initiation
Cellular component (GO): mitochondrion; cytoplasm
Molecular function (GO): translation initiation factor activity; GTP binding; GTPase activity
Source: RefSeq, a predicted model, not a curated record